Molecule: messenger RNA, 696 nt
Organism: Anopheles aquasalis
Lineage: Eukaryota; Metazoa; Arthropoda; Insecta; Diptera; Culicidae
Source: RefSeq, a predicted model, not a curated record
AUGCCGAUGGUUGCGUCUUCCCUAUUCGAGACGCUGAGCGGACUGUACAGCAUUUGCUUUCAGCAGCAGCACCAGCAGCAUCGUCCAGCAGGGAGCAGCCCUGUCGGUAGCCAAAUUCUGCCAACAAUUGCAACGCCCGCCCAUCUUCAGCUGAAACCGUUGCUUCCGGUCACGACGACGGCCAGCACCACACAGCACCACAGCAAUGGCAUCAGUUACAGCACCUUCACCCAUCCCGGUCUCGCGCAUCUUAGGCCCGUGAACCCACAAGGUGUUCUACAAACACAGCCCGUCUACUACAACACCGUGGCCUCCAACUCCCAACAGCAACAGCAGCAGCAGCAGCAGCAACAGUCUGCCACCUACUUGCGCACUCCGAUUCAACUUCAACAGCAGCAACAGCAGCGAGUACCGGUUUACUCAACCGUGGCGACUCCGUUGCAAAAAUUGAGCCAGUUCAGCCAUCCGGUACCGCAGUAUCCGGCGUACGCUUUCGGGCAACAGUCGACGGGCGCGGCUGGACUCAUUUCCGGUGGGUCACUGUAUCAUCAUCAUCAUCAGCAGCAACAGCAACAGCAACCGUCUGCCGCUUCCAAUGCGCAACGGCUGACGUACACCAAUGUGCCGACCGUCAACAUCGGCGGUUCGGUUGGUGGCGGUGUUGGUGGCCGCGGUUCCAUCUACCUGCUGCAUUAA